AUGAAUGGCGGCGCGCAAACAAGACAGGUGCGCCGUUGGGUGAUCAGACUGAAUAGUUGCCCGCAAACGAGAGACGUCCAAUUGAUGGCAGUGUAUUUCGGAAAUCGAUACAAACAUGAAAACCAUCAAUCGAGCGUGCCUACUUGUGCUGGUUGUGCUGGAGCUUCGAAAGGAUGGACGCUCGGGCCAGUCUGGAUCUGGUUAGACCGGCAUGCCGAGAGGGCAGAGCAGAAUCUCGACAUUCGACAUCGCAACAAGCCCUCCGAAAGCUCGCCCAUCCCGCAACCCAUCUCCUCUCCACCCGCCAUGUCUGCCGCACGAGCUUUCAGCACCGCUUUCCGGGCUGCCGCCCCCCGCGCCCCCGUCGCCGCCCGCUUCGCUGCCACCCGUGGUUUCGCUGCCGCCGCACCCAGCAGCGCAGCAACCAAGCCCCCGGUCGCCCUCUUCGGUGUCGAUGGCACAUACGCCAGCGCUCUGUACACCGCUUCCGCCAAGACCAGCACCCUCGACAACACCGCAAAGUCGCUCGAGCAGCUCUCCGCCGUCUUCAAGCGCGAUGCCAAGCUCGCUGAGAUUCUCCGCGCACCCACCCUGUCCGUCUCGGACAAGCAGCAGAUCGUCCAGGAGCUCCAGAAGCACAUCGGCUCCGACAAGGAUGGCAUCGUCAAGAACUUCCUCGACACACUGGCCCAAAACAACCGAUUGGGCGUGCUAGAGGGCGUCGUCAACAACUUCGGCAUCCUGAUGGGUGCGCACCGUGGCGAGAUCGAGCUCGUUGUCACCAGCGCCGCUGCCCUCGACAACAAGACCCUCUCCCGCCUCGAAUCCGCCGUCAGCAAGUCGCAGUACGUUGGUCAGGGCCAGAAGCUCAAGGUUGUCUCCAAGGUCAACCCCGAGAUCCGUGGUGGACUCAUUGUUGAGAUUGGUGACCGCACCAUCGACCUGUCCGUCUCCUCCAAGAUGGCCAAGAUGAACAAGCUCCUCAAGGACACUUUGUAA
Ascochyta rabiei is the source of this 999-nucleotide messenger RNA. Its product is annotated as ATP synthase F0 subcomplex subunit OSCP atp5. The coding region runs from base 1 to 999 and encodes 332 amino acids. The transcript is spliced from 3 exons. The record is from RefSeq and is a predicted model, not a curated record. Gene Ontology annotation, biological process: proton motive force-driven mitochondrial ATP synthesis. Gene Ontology annotation, cellular component: membrane. NCBI's taxonomy places the organism in Eukaryota, Fungi, Ascomycota, Dothideomycetes, Pleosporales, Didymellaceae. Gene Ontology annotation, molecular function: proton-transporting ATP synthase activity, rotational mechanism.